AAUAAUGGCGUUCACCAAAAAAUAAGACAUCGACAUAUCGACAAUUAUCGCCCGUCAUCCAUUCGGACAUUCACCAUCGUCCACCUGCCAUCAGUAUUACCGCAGAACGAUACUACCUAUUUAUUAUUUAAGAAUAAAGAUAAUUUUACUAAUUGUUGUCGUGUUUAGCGUUGUUGCGGAUGAUGCGAGGACGUUAUUGUGUACUUAAUUGAAAAACAAAAAAUAAAGAGGACAUAAUUCAGUAUGGAACCAAUAAGAAAAACUAUUAAUGAUUGUGGGAUAAAUUCCAAGUACAAUGAUAUAAUACAGAGUUCUAAAGUGUUGUCAAUCCGACUUGUUAGAUGUGAUGAUCAAGUAUUUAAUGGCAUUGUUAAACAAGAAAAUAUUGUUGAUCAAGUAUUUAAUGAAAUUAUUAAAGAGGAGAUGAUUGAAAAAACAGACCAUCAUAAUGAUAGUCAAUUAUUUCAAAUAAGAACUAAAACUGAAGGAAAAGUAAACACAAUUGAGACCAAAAUAAAAACUGAAAUAGAAUUUACUGACAUUUAUGAAUUUGAAGAAACAGUUUUAAACGAAAGCAAAUCUUCAGAGUUCAUUACUUGUAUGAAUUCGGACUUGACAUCUAACUGCCUAUGGGAAAAUCCAUUGGCUAAUAACUGUGAUAAAAUGUUAACGGUUCCCAAAUUUACUGUACAUCCAAGGACACAUUACCGAGACAAGCUGUAUAAAUGUGAUAAACAGAUUUCUGGUGCAUCAAAUUUAACAAAGCAUACAAGGACAAAAACUGGAGAAAAGCCGUAUAAAUGUGAUAUCUGUGAUCGAGCUUUUUCUCAGAAAGCAAGUUUAACUGUGCAUGCAAGGACACAUACCGGAGAAAAACCGUAUAAAUGUGAUAUUUGUAGUAAGAGGUUUUCUGUAGCAUCAAAUGUAACUGUGCAUGCAAGGACACAUACCGGAGAAAGCCCGUAUAAAUGUGAUAUUUGUAACCAAUCUUUUUCUCAGAAAACAAGUUUAACUGUGCAUGCAAGGACACAUACCGGAGAAAAACCGUAUAAAUGUGAUAUUUGUAGUAAGAGGUUUUCUGUAGCAUCAAAUGUAACUGUGCAUGCAAGGACACAUACCGGAGAAAGCCCGUAUAAAUGUGAUAUUUGUAACCAAUCUUUUUCUCAGAAAACAAAUUUAAAAAGGCAUAUUAUGACACAUAUCGGAGAAAAACCGUAUAAAUGUGAUAUUUGUAGUAAAAGGUUUUCGGCAGCAUCAAAGUUAACUGUGCAUGCAAGGACACAUACCGGAGAAAGCCCGUAUAAAUGUGAUAUUUGUAACCAAUCUUUUUCUCAGAAAACAAGUUUAACUGUGCAUGCAAGGACACAUACCGGAGAAAAACCGUAUAAAUGUGAUAUUUGUAGUAAGAGGUUUUCUGUAGCAUCAAAUGUAACUGUGCAUGCAAGGACACAUACCGGAGAAAGCCCGUAUAAAUGUGAUAUUUGUAACCAAUCUUUUUCUCAGAAAACAAGUUUAACUGUGCAUGCAAGGACACAUACCGGAGAAAAACCGUAUAAAUGUGAUAUUUGUAGUAAGAGGUUUUCUGUAGCAUCAAAUGUAACUGUGCAUGCAAGGACACAUACCGGAGAAAGCCCGUAUAAAUGUGAUAUUUGUAACCAAUCUUUUUCUCAGAAAACAAAUUUAAAAAGGCAUAUUAUGACACAUAUCGGAGAAAAACCGUAUAAAUGUGAUAUUUGUAGUAAAAGGUUUUCGGCAGCAUCAAAGUUAACUGUGCAUGCAAGGACACAUACCGGAGAAAAACCGUAUAAAUGUGAUAUUUGUAGUAAGAGGUUUUCAACAGCAUCAAAUAUAACUGUGCAUGCAAGGACACAUACAGGAGAAAAACCCUAUAAAUGUGAUAUCUGUGAUCAAGCUUUUUCUCAGAAAGCAAACGUAAAAAGGCAUGCAACGACACAUACCGCAGAAAAGCCGUAUAAAUGUAAUAUCUGUAAUCAAGCUUUUACUCAGAGAGGGAAUUUAAAAACCCAUACUACGAAACAUAUGAGAAACCUCUUCUAAAUGUGAUAUCUGUAAUAGAAGGCUUAUUACAAUAUUAAAUUUAACAAUGCAUUCAAUGACACCUACAAGCGAAAAAUUGUAUAAAUGUGAUAUCUGUGAUUCAGGGUUUUGUGCAGCAUACAUUUUAACUAUGCUUGCAAGGGCACAUACCUGAAAAAUGCCUUAUCAAUGUGAUAUCUUUUACCAAUGGUUUUAUCUUUGAUCACAUUUAAAAAUCCAUACUAGGACACAUGCCGAAGAAAACCGUAUAAAUGUAUUAAUUCUGAUAAAGCGUUUUCGAAGGCGUCAAAUUAAAACAAUCAUACAAGGAUACCAUACCCGGAAAAGUCAUUAAAAAUAAUACAUAUUCAAGAUACAUAAAAAAUGUUUUUUACAAUAUAUGUUAUUUUAUAAUUUUAAAAUAACAAUAAUGUUUUUAUCAUCAAUAUUUAACAUUAGUUUAUUACAA
Metopolophium dirhodum (rose-grain aphid) is the source of this 2506-nucleotide messenger RNA. Its product is annotated as zinc finger protein ZFP2-like. The transcript has 4 exons. NCBI's taxonomy places the organism in Eukaryota, Metazoa, Arthropoda, Insecta, Hemiptera, Aphididae. Gene Ontology annotation, cellular component: nucleus. The record is from RefSeq and is a predicted model, not a curated record. The coding region runs from base 244 to 2058 and encodes 604 amino acids.